Molecule: messenger RNA, 3028 nt
Organism: Amphiprion ocellaris (clown anemonefish)
Lineage: Eukaryota; Metazoa; Chordata; Actinopteri; Pomacentridae
Gene: atoh7
Product: atonal bHLH transcription factor 7
Exons: 1
Coding region: 1730-2161 (143 amino acids)
Molecular function (GO): protein dimerization activity
Source: RefSeq, a predicted model, not a curated record
GAAUAGAAUAGAAUAGAAUAGAAUAGAAUAGAAUAGAAUAGAAUAGAAUAGAAUAGAAUAGAAUAGAAUAGAAUAGAAUAGAAUAGAAUAGAAUAGAAUAGAAUAGAAUAGAAUAUCCUUUAUUAGUCCCACAUGGAGAAAUUUGCAGUGUCACAGCAGCAAAAUGACAGUAGGAACACAUCAAUAAAUUAAAUGUGCUUGUCUUAAAGUAGUUAACUUAAAGUACAACAUAGGGUAUAGCAUUAAAAUAUUCAAGUGAAGAACAAAUGAAACAGUAAAAUUGAGGACACAUAUAGUCAUUAUGAUUCAACUUCUACUUAUUGUGUUUUAUUGACUGUCUAUGUGCCACAGGAACCUCCUGAAUUACAGAAUUCAAUGUUGGCAGAUGGGUUGGACAGACAGACAAAUUAUUCUGUCUGUCUCAUUUUCUCGGGCGACUAAACAGAUCAAUUAUUUAUUUCACGUGUGGCCCCAAGUACAGAAGAAGCAUUAAUGCAUUUCAUAUACUGUGAUUCAUUAGAAACGUGGCACUGAUGAAAGGAGAUUUAAACAUUUGCACACCUGCAUAAAGUGCUGCCCAAAACCUUCUGUGGUGCAGUAAUCUUCACACCAUCUUGGUCCAUAUUGUUUGAGAGCCAUAAUCCCCUAAUGUGCUGUUAAAAUCCCUCAGGUUACAGACCACACUUACACUUCUGUUGCCUCGGGCUAAUCUCAGAUUAUAGUUCUCAUCACAUGGCGGACAAUUACAUGAGAAGUGAAAGGAAACUAUUUAAUGGCUUAUGUAACUUAAUGAAACCUAACAACCCUAAAGCUGAGGUGCUUAAAAAUGUUCCAUAUUUAAUUUAUAAAAAGUAAGAUAUGAAAUAGUGAUAUCCACAGACUCAUUUCUGAGGCGCACGACAGUUUGAUAAAACAAUGACUGAGACACAAAUUUAUAUAAAACACAAGAACACAGAAAAAUGAAAAAAAUUUCAAGAGUAAACAUUUUAACUUGUAAAAUACUGAUUGAUGUAAUAAUUAAUUUUCUAUUAAAACCACAUUUAUUAAUAUUCUGUAUACUUGAAAGCUAAAUUAAGAGUUCAGUUCUUAAUAGUUAAAGGGAGAAAUGUGAGUCUAAUUGGAAAAUGUCCACAAUUUUAGCCAUAAAAAGUUUAUUUGCAUCAUCAACUGUGGUGAGUUGAGCUACCAGAUGGUAGACUUUUGGUGUUUGUGACACAUGGCACCGAGCGAAGCCCGAGAUAAUUGGAAUUUCAUUAAGGUUUUGUUUGUGGGUGUGCUGAGUGUGUGUAUAUAUGCCUCUGUGUAUGUGUGUGUGUGUGUGUGUGUGUGUGUGUGUGUGUGUGUGUGUGUGUGUGUGUGUGUGUGUGUGUGCUGAGAGUGGAUGUGGGUGUUUAUGAGUCUGCAUGGGUGUGUUUCUCGAUGAGCAAUAUUGAGGAAGGGGUGGAGGGGGACUCCACCUGCUGCCACCUGUUCAUCUGCUCUGCCUUAUAAAAGCUGCUCCCUUGCUGUCUCCUGGAUCACAGACACCUUGGACUCCUCAGACUGUCCACUACCUGGGGAUGCAAACAUCAGCACAAAGGACACUCAGCUGGACAAUAAACAAAUCUGCAACAAAGAAGAACCCUUGAAGAACGAGGAAAUUAGGAACUUCUGUGACAAAUCUGUUCAUUUGUAUCUGAGUGUUUCUGAUCUGACUACAGCGACCGGUUUGAUUCUUGAAACAGAAACCAUGAAGUCCCGUCGACCCAGCUGCACCGACUCUGGAUCUGAGUCCUCAGAGCUGGACUCCAAGAGCCCAGAGAAGUAUGAGACUGCCACGAGGCGACGGAUGGCUGCCAACGCCAGAGAGAGGAAGAGGAUGCAGGGUUUGAACACAGCCUUUGAUCGUCUGCGUAAAGUGGUACCCCAGUGGGGCCAAGACAAGAAACUGUCCAAGUAUGAAACCCUGCAGAUGGCCCUGAGCUACAUCAUGGCCCUGAACCGGAUCCUGACAGACGCCAGGAGGCACACUGCUCCUCACAGACAGUGGCUGGACCUGCAGUUUGACUGUGUGCAGCCUGAAAACUACUCCUGCCUCAUGAGGUACGACUCUCCAGCCGAACAGGACUACAUCCACUCAUCGUUCUCCUGUCAGUUCGACAGCCAUCAGGUCCACGCAUAAGUUGCUGCCACAUGGCAGAUAAUCAGUCAUGUUGUUGGAUGUGAGUGACAAUGUGAAGAUGUUUCCUCCAAUCUAGGAGACAGUAAAUACAUUUGUAUUGCAUUACUUUUAUUUUGUAUUUAUUUAGUCUUUGUAUGACAAUCGGAGAGGCUUCUGCUUCAGUUUGAAGUCUGUCAUUUGUUUUAGUUAGAAGACCCGACAGCAUUGAGCAAAUUUUUGUUCAAAGUAUAGCAAUGAAAGAACUGUAGUGUCUUUACAAUGACCAUUAGAUUGUACUAAAGAUGCAGACAAUGGUGUAUUUUUAUCACUUAUUUUGAUAUGGCCCUAAAAUGUUGUGCAAUGUUCAAUGGAUUCUGAGAAAAUCAUUGUAGUCUCAACUGCACAGUUAAAAUCAAGAUGGAACUAUUUUGUCAAAGUGCAUGUUUGUAGAGUUGAAAAAUAGGAGUUAUGUUUCACAGACCUCUAUUUUGUUUAUUUAUAGUUUUUCAUCAAAAAUUAAAAUUAUUUUGUAUGAAAACCAGUUUCUCUUAUUUUUGUUGUCUUUUCUAUUAGGUACAGUCAUGAGCUUUUUGUGAUGGUGACAUAUUGUAUGUACCUAUACAGAGGCAGUUCCUUAACAAAAUUACCAUUUCAUCCUCUGAAUAUUCAUAUUUUUUUUAAUUUAAACCUGACAUACUAAAGAUGCUAAUUCUACUACUCUACUAAUUUCUAAAUAAUCUAGUGCACAGGAGCAACAUUUACUGCACAUUUCUCCUUUCAGUAAAAUCCCAAAUCACUCUGUUUGGUUAAAAUAGUGGUUACUGUGGACAUCAAAUAAUUUACUGCAUGGUUUGUCUUGUUUGUGUCAAGUUCUCUGCCAGAGAGAGA